GUGUGAAUGAUCAGAUUGUACAAUUUGACAAUCUUAUGAAUCAAAAGGAAGAUAAGCUGAGACAGAGAUACCGUGACACAUACGAUGCUGUUUUGUGGCUGAGAAAUAACAGAGACAAAUUUAAGCAAGGAGUCUAUGAGCCCAUAAUGCUUAUGAUCAAUAUGAAAGAUAAUAAAAAUGCCAAAUAUAUUGAAAAUCAUAUUUCAUCAAAUGACUUGAGAGCCUUUGUAUUUGAGAGUCAAGAAGAUAUGGAAGUUUUCCUCAAAGAGGUUCGUGACCAUAAAAAAUGGAGAGUAAAUACAGUGCUUGCUCCCAAGAUUUCAUAUGCAGACAGAGCACCUUCAAUAUCUUUGAAUGAACUAAAACAAUACGGAUUUUUCUCUUACUUGAGAGAGUUGUUCGAUGCACCUGCUCCCGUCAUGAGUUACCUUUGCAGCCAGUAUCAUAUUCAUGAAGUUCCUGUAGGAACUGAAAGGACCAGAGAAAGAAUUGAACGGGUAAUACAAGAAACACGAAUCAGACAAAUGUAUACAGCAGAAGAAAAGUAUGUGGUGAAAACUUCUGUUUAUUCAAACAAAGUUAUUUCUAGUAACACAUCCUUAAAAGUAGCCCAGUUUCUCACAGUUACUGUGGAUCUAGAGCAAAGAAGACGCUUAGAAGAACAUCUAACGGAAGUUAAUAGAAAAUUGCGAGCAGUGGAAUCAGGUUUGAUGGCCUUACGUGAGACAAACAAACAUCUAGAACACAAAGAUAAUGAACUCAGACAAAAGAAGAAGGAUCUGCUUGAGAGAAAAACCAAGAGGAGGCAACUGGAACAGAAAAUUAGCUCCAAACUAGAAAGUUUAAGGCUGAUGGAACAGGAUACUUGCAACCUUGAAGAGGAAGAGCAAAAAGCAAAUACCAGAAUCAAAGAAAUAAAUGUUCAGAAAGCAAAACUUGUUACCGAAUUAACAACCCUGAUUAAGAUUUGCACUUCUUUGCAUAUACAAAAAGUAGAUAUAAUUCUUCAAAAUACUACAGUGAUCUCCGAGAAGAACAAAUUAGAAUCAGAUUAUAUGGCUAUAUCAUCACAGCUACGUCUCACAGAGCAACAGUUCAUUGAGUUGGAUGAGAGCAGACAGAGAUUAUUGCAGAAAUGCAAGGAACUCAUGAAGAGAGCUAGGCAAGUGUGUAACCUGACUGCAGAGCAGACCAUUCCUCAAGAUUACAUGACACAAGUACCCACCAUUCCAAAUGGACACAACUCCUCACCCCCCAUGGCUUUCCAAGAUCUUCCAAACACAUUGGAUGAAAUUGAUGCUUUAUUAACUGAAGAAAGAUCAAGAGCUUCUUGCUUCACAGGACUGAAUCCUACAGUUGUUGAUGAUUACACAAAAAGAGAAGAAGAAAUAGUGCAAUUAACUGGUGAACUAAAGAUAAAGAAAGUUGAACUGGAUAAAUAUAGGGAAAACAUUUCACAGGUAAAAGAGAGAUGGCUUAAUCCUUUAAAAGAGAUGGUAGAAAAAAUUAAUGAAAAAUUCAGCAGAUUUUUUAGUUCUAUGCAGUGUGCUGGUGAAGUUGUUCUCCAUAUAGAAAAUGAGGAAGACUAUGAUAAAUAUGGAAUUCAAAUUAGAGUCAAAUUUCGCAGUAGUACUCAGCUGCAUGAAUUAACUCCUCAUCAUCAAAGUGGAGGCGAAAGAAGUGUUUCUACCAUGUUAUACUUGAUGGCCCUUCAGGAGCUUAAUAGAUGUCCAUUCAGAGUAGUGGAUGAAAUCAAUCAGGGAAUGGACCCGAUCAAUGAACGGAGAGUGUUUGAAAUGGUUGUAAAUACUGCUUGUAAAGAAAACACUUCUCAGUACUUCUUUAUUACACCAAAGCUCCUACAAAACCUCCCUUAUUCUGAAAAGAUGACAGUAUUAUUUGUCUACAAUGGUCCUCAUAUGCUGGAACCAAACAAAUGGAAUUUAAAGGCUUUCCAAAGACGGCGGCGCCGUAUUACGUUCACUCAACCUUCUCAGUAAAAAUAAGAGGAGAGAACUUUGGAAUUUUUCUGUUAACUUCUAUUUAUCAGUAUGACUCAACUGAAUAAAAGCUAGGAGAUCCAUUAAGACUGAAAUAUCAGUUCUUUUGGAAACUUGCUGUUAAAUACAAAUGGGUUGAUGGAGACUGUGAUGACUUCUUUCUGUGGAAUAGUCUGGUAGUAAAAAUUACAUCUUUGUCAGUCAGUCUUUGUUGACUUGAGUCCGUCUCACUCUAACUGCAAGUCAUUGGUCCCCAUUUUAAAAAGUAUUUACUAUUUGAAAUCAGAGGUAUAGUGGGAGGGGUUAUCGUCAUAGGAAGUUUAGUUGACAUGGUAACCCUGAGCUUUAACUGCAGAGUAACUUUAAUUAUUUCUAGAGUCUAAAGAUGACUCUAGAGCUUAAGUCAUAGUUUUCUCCCAGUGUUAUAUUUAAUUUUUAAAAAUUGACAUGGAAAUGUCUAAUGUACAGUAUUAAUUUAUGACAAAUCUAUUCAUUUCUUCCUAUUUUAAAGAUGACCUUAUCUCCACUAGGAAAUGGAAUUUUAUGGGCCUUUAAACAAGUUUUAUGAAACUUGGUACUAUAAUUGUAUUGGUAUCUCAAAAGAAGAAAAGUACUGGUUUCAAAAAUGGUAGUGGGACUUCUUUGAAAUGCCACAAGGUGGCCACUAGAUGAUGCAAGAUGCAACCAAAAGACUGACAGAAAAUAAAAUGAAGUGACAAGCGUUUUUAACGAAUAACCCUGUAAAGUGUGUGGGUUUUUGUUUUUGUUUUUUUUUAAUUUAAAGUCAAUUGUAUUUUACAU
This is a messenger RNA of Hipposideros armiger (great roundleaf bat), 2801 nucleotides long. RefSeq names its product structural maintenance of chromosomes 5 (gene SMC5). The annotation marks the transcript as partial. Lineage: Eukaryota; Metazoa; Chordata; Mammalia; Chiroptera; Hipposideridae. Gene Ontology annotation, molecular function: single-stranded DNA binding. Gene Ontology annotation, cellular component: Smc5-Smc6 complex; nucleus. The record is from RefSeq and is a predicted model, not a curated record. The transcript is spliced from 16 exons. Gene Ontology annotation, biological process: double-strand break repair via homologous recombination.